AUGUCCUCGAACCCGCUGCUGCACCUCCAGUUCCCCACCCCGGCCUCAAUCGCACACCUGCACGACCACCUCGCCCAAGACACCCUCCGCCACCUCGCAGCUUCGCGGGUCCUCGUCGCUCGCAGCAGCCGCAGCGGCAGCAGAACCAGUCACGAAAGCAGCGCCAACGGUGACAACGCAUCAUCGCCAUCGCCAGACAGCAGCGUCGCCUCGUUUGUGAAAUGGGACCUUGUCGGCGUUCCCACACUCGGUUCGGAGCGCUUAGAUGCGGGCGAGCAGACGCAGCAGCAUGCUACUGCUGCAGAACAGCAAGAAGGAGAGGAAAGCCAUUAUCAACAGCAACACCAAAAAAAGCAUGUGGUGGUGGUCGAGGAUGAACAAGAGGACGUGUGGCCCGUCUCAGCCAACCAAGAAUACCUCACCGCCUACUCUACCGCCGCCUCGUCCGCUCGCGAGCAAGCAAUGGGCACCCGGCCUUUUGUCCGUGAGUGA
This is a messenger RNA of Colletotrichum siamense, 492 nucleotides long. RefSeq lists its product as uncharacterized. The record is from RefSeq and is a predicted model, not a curated record. The transcript has a single exon. The coding region runs from base 1 to 492 and encodes 163 amino acids. NCBI's taxonomy places the organism in Eukaryota, Fungi, Ascomycota, Sordariomycetes, Glomerellales, Glomerellaceae.